AUGCCAGCCAUAGACAACACUGUCAAGCUCACACACUUGACAACAAAGUCUGAAAUUGACGCACCAGUCAACGAAGCCACCAUGCAAAGCAUCAAAGAACGCAAAUCAGCCCAGUUCGAACAAUUCGGCGCUGACCCAUGGAUUGCCCCGGUCUCAAUCGAACCAAUCUCGACCAAGUUUCCCGACAACCAGAUCGAAAUGCUCAUCGUCGGAGCAGGAUCGGGCGGAAUCCGAUACGCAGUCCAAAUGAUCAAAUCGGGCAUUCCGGCCCAGAAUAUUCGAAUCAUCGAUCCAGCUGGUGGAUUCGGGGGAACGUGGUACUGGAAUCGAUACCCAGGGGUGAUGUGUGAUGUCGAGAGCUACAUCUAUCUGCCUUUCCUCGAAGAAACGGGGUAUGUACCUCGACAGCGAUAUUCGUGCGGCGAGGAGAUACUCGAAUAUGCCAAUCUUGUCACCAGACAUUUCGGACUUGUCGAGUGUGGUGUCUUCCAGACUCAAGCAGAAAAAUUGGUUUGGGAUGAUGAUGCGAAGAUAUGGCAUGUCGGUCUUGUGCAGUCUCGCAAGGGUGAAGAUCCGCAACGACUCGGUGUUCGAUCUAAUUUCGUCUCGAUUGCGGUGGGAGUCCUGAACUGGCUGAAAUUCCCAGGCAUUCCGGGGAUUCUGGAUUAUCGGGGUGAGAUGUUUCAUACGUCGCGUUGGGCAUAUGAUAUCACUGGUGGAUCUCCCAAGGAUCUAUGUCUUGACAAGCUGAAGAAUAAGACAGUGGCUAUCAUCGGUACCGAAGCCUGUUCUAUCCAAGCUGUGCCACAGCUCGCACGUUGGUGCAAACACCUCUAUGUCAUCCAGCGAACUCCCGCUUCAGUCGACAUUCGUGACCAGAGAGAGACGGACGUACACCGGUUCAAUGCAGAGGUUUGCACAGACAAAGGAUGGCAAGGAGAGCGAAUGAAAAAUUUCAACGCGCAUUUCACGCUCGGUGAGCCGCCAGCUGUGAAUCUCGUUGACGACGAAUGGACUCGUGUACCGGCCUUGGUCGGAAUCACCGGCAAUCCAAACGGGCCUAUACCACCCAGCGAAAUUGCCGCAUACACAUCGAAAUUGAUUGAAAUCGACAUACCCCGACAGAACCGAAUUCGCGCGCGGGUUGACGAGCAAGUCAAUGAUCCAGUCACAGCAGUGAAACUGAAGCCCUGGUACCCAUCCUUCUGCAAGCGACCUCUCCUCCACGACGACUAUCUGGCGUCUUUCAACAAAAGCAAUGUGUCUCUCAUCGACACAGAUGGAAAAGGCGUGGGUAGAAUUACUGCCGACUCCUUGAUCGAACAACCGCCGACAAGGCUAACCCUGACCAUAAUCGGGAAGAACGGAGUUUCCAUGAGUACUGAAUGGCCUCGCUUCGGGCCAACGACUUUGCGCGGAAUCCUUGACGUCAAGUUUCCGAAUCUGUUCCUCUCCGGUCCCCAACAAGCCGGACUUAGCGGGAACUAUGCCUUCACUCUGGGCGAAUAUGCGAAGCAUGCAGCGUACAUUCUCUCCGAAUCCAAGCAUCGCGCCAAUGGAAAACCUUUCGCUGUUGCGCCCACUGCCGAAGCCGCGGAGGACUGGGCUAAACUGGUCACAAUGAAUUCGCCGGCAAUGGCGGUGAUGGCCGGGUGUAUGCCGGGAUAUUACAAUCUUGAGGGCGAACUGGUGCGUCUGCCGGUGGAGUAUCAAGCUAUCGCUGCGCGGUCGGGGGUCUGGGGCUCUGGAAUCGAGGACUGGUUAGAUGUGAUUGAGAAAUGGCGCGCGGCUGGUAGCAUGGAAGGGAUCGAGCUGCGGUUUUAG
Penicillium cosmopolitanum is the source of this 1824-nucleotide messenger RNA. RefSeq names its product flavin-containing monooxygenase. Bases 1 to 1824 code for a protein of 607 amino acids. The record is from RefSeq and is a predicted model, not a curated record. The transcript is spliced from 3 exons. NCBI's taxonomy places the organism in Eukaryota, Fungi, Ascomycota, Eurotiomycetes, Eurotiales, Aspergillaceae.